GUUACAGCUCCGCCCCUGGUAACAGCCUGUUCAGUACAUGAGCCACGCGGGGAGACGGCAGCUGCUAUUAAAGCUCCGAGGACCAAAAGGCCACCGUUCACAUUUAUCCACCAAGACCAGCAGGCGGGUUGACAAACUAAAGCCCCACCUAUCGCAAUGCAUUGCCUGAAAAGUCUGCGGACGAUCAACCCGGGAAUCUUGCAGCUGUUUAAAAAUGCAGUUAUUUCCGCCAGACUUGGAGCUGACACCUCCAGGAGUCAGCAACUUGUUCCUCUCUGGACGGCAACAAUUCACUCCCACAGAGCCUUCCAUCCUCAUCAGAAAGGCCCUGAUGAGGACCAAGGACACUGCAAAAGCCGGCUCAUGUCCAGCAUAGAGGACCUGCUGUUUUACACCAUCACAGAUGGGAAAGAGAUGAUCCCCAUCUCUCAGUUCUUCUCUGCUUUGAGAAGAACAGGUUUGUUAACGUCUGACCCUCGGCUGCGGGACUGUAUCCGUCAGAUGAGACAGUCUACGCUUGACUCGAUGGGACCAGUCAUGAUGGACAAAAAACUUUUCAGAAGGUGUGUCGGCAACAACAUCAUGUUGCUGACAAAGGCCUUCAGAAAAAACUUCAUCAUCCCUGACUUUGAGAAUUUCACCCACCAGAUCAACAGGAUGUUUGAGAAUGCACAACAGCAAGGAGGAGGGCAUGUAGCCGAUUACAUUCCUCAACUGGCUAAGUUCAGCCCGGAUCUUUGGGGCGUAUCUGUUUGCACCAUUGAUGGACAGAGAUACUCAGUGGGCGACACCAAGAUUCCCUUCUGUCUGCAGUCAUGUGUGAAGCCACUCGAGUACGCCAUCGCUGUGCACGAGCAUGGCACCGAACACGUUCACCGCUUUGUGGGCAAGGAGCCCAGUGGCUUCAAGUUCAACAAACUGUCACUAAAUGAAGAAGAUAAACCACACAACCCAAUGGUGAAUGCUGGAGCCAUCGUCAUUAGCUCUUUGAUCAAGCCACAUUCAAAUAAAGCGGAGAGGUUUGACUAUGUGAUGGAGUUCUUGAAAAGUAUGGCUGGUACAGAGUAUGUGGGAUUCAGCAAUGCAACUUUCCAGUCAGAGAGAGAGACUGGAGAUAGAAACUAUGCAAUUGGUUAUUACCUGAAAGAAAAAAAGUGCUUUCCUGACAGUGCAGAUAUGAUUGGAGCCCUUGACUUCUACUUCCAGUUGUGCUCCAUUGAGGUGACCUGUGAGUCUGGAAGUGUCAUGGCUGCCACACUGGCCAAUGGAGGCAUUUGCCCAAUCACCGGCGAUCGUGUGCUAAGUGCUGAAGCCGUUCGCAACACGUUGAGUCUGAUGCAUUCCUGCGGGAUGUACGACUUUUCUGGGCAAUUUGCUUUCCAUGUGGGGCUACCUGCCAAAUCUGGCAUUUCAGGCGCUGUUCUGCUGGUGGUUCCCAACGUUAUGGGAAUGCUGUGUUGGUCCCCGCCGCUGGACCGGCUUGGAAACAGCGUCAGAGGAAUCCACUUCUGUCAAGAGCUUGUUUCUCACUUCAACUUCCAUAAUUAUGACAACCUGAAGCAUUUCACCAAGAAACACGACCCAAGGAGAUGGACGGACGACAAUCCAAACAAGUCAGUCGUUAAUCUGAUGUUUGCGGCAUACAGCGGUGACGUCUGUGCUUUGAGGAGAUUCGCGCUGUCAGGUGUUGACAUGGAGCAGAGGGAUUAUGACUUUCGCACCGCUCUCCACAUCGCUGCUGCUGGAGGCCACGCGGAUGCUAUAACGUUCCUGACACAAAUAUGUAAAGUGAAUCCGUACAUUAAGGACAGAUGGGGCAACACACCCCUUGAUGAUGCCAUGCAGUUUGGCCAUGAUGUUGUUGUUUCAAUCCUGCAAAAGUACCAACAUGAUUACAAAGACUCGCCCAGCAGCACAGAGGAGCAGAACCCUGCUCAGGACACGAUGAAGAACUCGGUUUAAGAAAUAUCCAUGAAAGUUUGGAUUGAAACCUUCUGCUGUACAGCAGGAAAGAAUCACAGGACAGAAGGUAAUUGGGACAACUGAUAAAUUUUGACUUUAUUCUCUUUUUAAGGGAUAUUGCAAUAUUUUUGGGGUCUCAGAAAAUGUAUUAAAAUAAAUUACUAUUACUUUCUUUACAUGCCUUUUGAAAAGUCUAAGCUUUUUAAAAUUUUCCAACCAAAGGCUAUAAAAUGUGUACCUUUUAUUCAUGGUGUGGAAUGAUUAACGUCAAUUUUGAAAAAAGGGAUGCACCAUUUUCUUUCUAUUUGGUUUAACUGGGCCAGAAUUUGGAAUAUGUGCAGAACAAAGGCUUAGUAAAAGAACAUACUAUAGAACUACAUCAAUAAUCAAUUACUACUACCCUACAUUAAUUUGGUUGGUUCGUGAUAUUCUUGUUUUGUGCAAAAAUUUGAUAGGGAAAUAUUGCUGAGAUAAAUAUUUAAAAAUUGUGCUAUUUAGGUUUUAAAUCUUAAAGUAUAUAUUUUUCAUUGGCCCCUUUCACACUGGAAUGAGAUAACUUUAGCCGGAAUGGUGAAACUCAACAGGGUACUGGAAAAUGGUUCUGGAGUCGAAGUUUCCCACAACAGUUGCCAUUACAAAGUCUAUGUAGAACAGUAAUGGUGAUUUAUUGUCAUCUCAGCAGCAUAUUAGCAUCAUACUAAAGCCAGUUUUACAAAGGAAGGAGUACAGGAAGCAGUGCCAUGCAUGAGAAAUAAUCCCUGCAAAAAAGAAGCGCACACACCUCCAAAUUGUGUCUGAGCUUGGAUGCACUGGUUGCUCGGAGAUUGAAACAUGUCGACAGCAGUUUGAAUGCACUCCUGGAUUUCCUGUUUGCUGCAAUCCAAAUUGUAAUGUAAAUAUAACUAUUGUAAUAUAAUGUGUAAUAUAUUGUAAUUAUAUAAUAUGUAAAUAUAACAUUUCAGUAUCCUCAUAGAAAUGCAAACACAUAAUACAUGUAAACAUUGUGGAGACUGCAUGAUUCCACCUCCUCACACACAUAAUAUAUGAGUGAGAGAAGGAGAAAUUUUGUACAUCCUGUAAAGGUUAUGCAGCAGAAGCAACAGACGUGCCUGUAGCAUAGUGAUAGUGAUAUUUUGGUGUGAUCUUACAGGGCUGUGGUGUCCUGUGUCUGUCCUCAAGUGCAGACAUCCUACAUGUUUCAGAUGUUUUCCUAUUUCAACACACCUGACUCAAAUGAAUUGAUACCAGGAAUCCUGUAGUGCUUGAUGGCAUGCUGGAGAGGUUAUUCGUUCAUUUUGAAUACAUUGCAGCAGGACACAGGCCUCCAGAACUGGACACAGCUGUGAGAGGGCACUAAAUGUGUAGAUGGUGAGAUGAUCAACAUGUGAGAUCUCCAGACCAUGCCGACACUGCAGGAGAGCCAAUCAGAGAAGCAGAAAAUAGCACUAAGACCUGUCUGGCGACUGCUAGGUGUAGCUGUGUCAUGAUUGCUUUCACACUGAAGGAGGUUUCCCUCAUUUGCAGCAAUCCAAGCAGCUUGUAACAGGUAAUUAAAAUCAUAGAGGGGAUUCAUCCAGUGUGGAGAGGGCUUUAAUUAAAAUACUCUGAGAAUUAAACUUCAAUGUGUCAUUAGAGAUGUAUUUAAAAAGAGCCUGAAAGCUACUGGGACUGUUUUGUUGGGAAAAUAAGAUGCUCUUCAGUAUCCUCCCUACCAGCUGGGUUUUGUUUUGUUCUUUAUUGAUAUGUACAUGCUCACUGUGGUGUUUAGGAUUUAUAAAUAUUGUAUAAACCUUUUAUGUUCUUUUUUUUUUUUAUUAGGUGGUAAUAAUUUUCAGACUCAGGGCCAAAACUGCGGCUAAAGAUAAUUAAACCAACCAGUUGCAUUGAUAGCCAAGACAUAUGGUUUCCUAUUAGGUCUUAAGGCCUAAAAAAUAAGACCACAUAUUUGUAUACUUUUAAAUGUCCACCUUUAUUCGGCAUGUUAUAUCUAUAACAGUUUUUUGAAUAAUUCAGCUGACAAACCAAUAAAUUUAAAGAAAAGAUUUUUAAAAAGUUCAAUAACCUGGUGUACACUUUUAAAAUUUUUAAAAUAAUACCUUCCUGAAAUAAAUAUUUUAGCACUGGAAUAUGGGUCAGCAAAUCUUAAAUUUACUUAGUUGUCUGGUAGAACCAUUCGAGUCGACAUUCUUUCUUAUGUAGGGAGAGAUCUGAAAAAAUAAUGUCUUACAGUAAAUAUAGCAGGUUAUAAUAUUUUUUAGCUUUUCUAUAUUUAUGUUUACAAAUUUGUCAGCUGAAUUGAUCUGAACAUUGAAAAAUAGUUUGGAAAUAAUUUAUACUGGUCUUAUUCUUUUUAAUUUAAAACCUGUUUGUGUAUAUUUGAGAUCCACUGCAUGCAGAGACGUACCAAUCAAAAGACUGGAAAAAGUCGAUAUUUCCUUGAUCAUUAAAUCUAAAUAUGUUGAAAAUUUUUGUACUACAAACGCAUCAUCUAACAUGAAACAGAUACAUUUUAGAAUUGAAUAAAAGUCAUAAAAAGUUAAAUAUCGACUCCAGGCAUAAAUAGCAAUUUUCCCAAAAUUUCUUCAUGUUUAGUUGUGUUCAAAAUGGCUACCUUUAUGGAAUGUGCAAUGAUUUCCUGCAGGUUUUAUGUGUCAUACAAGAACUGAUCAGAAUCUGUUAAGAGGCAUCAAAGAUAACCAAAAAAAGGGAAUCGACCAGAAAAAGUCUAAUCGGUGCUUCUCCGUAAAAAUGUCUUAUUAAAAGUAACAGAAAGGUU
Molecule: messenger RNA, 4738 nt
Organism: Poeciliopsis prolifica (blackstripe livebearer)
Lineage: Eukaryota; Metazoa; Chordata; Actinopteri; Cyprinodontiformes; Poeciliidae
Product: glutaminase kidney isoform, mitochondrial-like
Exons: 18
Coding region: 157-1962 (601 amino acids)
Biological process (GO): L-glutamine catabolic process
Molecular function (GO): glutaminase activity; protein binding
Source: RefSeq, a predicted model, not a curated record